AUGCCCCCUCUUGACCCCCGUCAAAAUCGAUGCGUAGUCUGUCGCUUCUACGGUUUCCAUGGUCCGGUCUAUAUAGCGUGUGCAGCUACCUACUCUCUACUAGCCCAACUUGCUACCGAUGAAGAGAUUGCGGCAGCCCAGUAUGCAGCAGGCGAGAUUGAAGUAGCCCAUAAUGAAGACCCCGAGAAUGCAGCGGCCGUGAUUUCUGCUCGGUACCAGCAGCUAGCCCAUCAUAUCCAACAUUACACCCCCGAGCAUGCUGUAUCUGACCCUGCCGCGGGCCACACUUCAUACGCCCAGCACGCUGCUGUCGGUCCUCCUCCCCAAGAAGCAGCCAAUUUGCCCCAAGAGGAGACUUGGAAUGAAACCCUCUACACAGGUCCACUCCAAUGGGAGGAGGUUCUUGUCAAUCGUCCUUCUGACGAAGAAGUCGAUUCGUCCGAAGAACUAGCCGGUUUCUCCCAGGGAGUGAGCUCCCGGAGAGUGGGCUCCUCCCAGAGAGUGAGCUCAACCUAUCAGGAGCCUGACCUGACCGCUUACUAUGACCCAACGCUUGACCCGCAGAGCCAGACGGCCCCAAUAAUCCCGGGCCUCACCUUCAAGCGAAAGCCCGACAACGGGAAUAGGAGGAAGAAGAAGAACCAUUGA
Messenger RNA from Dichotomopilus funicola, 648 nucleotides. RefSeq lists its product as uncharacterized. The coding region runs from base 1 to 648 and encodes 215 amino acids. The record is from RefSeq and is a predicted model, not a curated record. NCBI's taxonomy places the organism in Eukaryota, Fungi, Ascomycota, Sordariomycetes, Sordariales, Chaetomiaceae. The transcript has a single exon.